AUGGAUCCUCCUUCCAGUGCUCCUGCUGCUCCGACGGCAGCGCACUCCUCUCAACAGCCCGCAAACGUGGGCACGGGGCUCCCAAACGGCACCGCCACGGCCGGCUCUGCUCCCAUCACGCCGGCCACGGCCACGGACAAUGCGGCGUCCGGUCUCAUCCCCAUCGCCUUGGCCCCCCCGCCUAUGGUCGAUGCCGCUGCUCCCGCCACCAACGGCAUGCCUGCUCCCAUUCCAAUGUCCGCCGAGCAGGCAAAUCCAACACAGAGCUCGGGGCAGGAGCCGGCAAGAGCCCAGCAACCCUCUGACCUGACGACGCGCCUUGAACCACCCAAAGCCACCUCGGUGCCAAAACCCAACCGCUUUAACGUCCGUGUCGUGAGUACCAACGAUUCCAACCCCAUCAAUCGCUCUCAAUCCAUGCCCGCGGGCGCGCGCCAGGCCGCUGCACAGAUGCGUGAGAUUAGCAACAACGAAGCCACAACAGCUGCCGCCGCACCCGAUUCAGCACCACCGGCCACCACGACGACCGCUGAAACACCCGCCACAAGCACCGGCCCUUCCAACGCGGCGGCACCCAGCACAAGUGCUGGCGCUCCCCCCACGACCACGACCGAUACCUCGGCACAGCGCGCCGGCCGAUUCCGCGUUCGGGUGCAGACUCCGAAUGACAUGACACAGCAAGCCACAGAGCAACCACCCGCCUCCAAACCUGUACCCGUCGAGUCCACGGCCCAGUCGACGCUCGAGCCGCGACUCGAGGAGGGCAUAUCUACCAUCGAGCCAGAACCGUCUGUUGCUCUUGGCCUUCAAGACUCUGUCGGAAGCGUGGCCUCCAACGCCUCAGCCACCGUGCCCACAUCCACGGCCGCAGCAGGCCCUGCCAAGAAUGCUGAAAAGCGCGGCCGCUUCAAAGUCAAGCAAUCAUCCUUGGUCAAGACUGACUCGGCAGAUGCUGCCAAUGAGAGUCCCGCCGCGGCAGCACCUCCCAUCCAAUCUGCCGCUCAACCCGUGCCGGCCGUGACGCAGCCAGUCACGCAGCCAGCUUCACAGCCGGCCGCCCAGCCAGCGGCGCAGGUCCCUGCUGUCGUGCAACCCAUCGUGGCUCAGCCUGCACCCGUCGUACCUGUGCCGACGCAGCCCACACCAGCUCAGCCCAUGCCAGCUCCGUUGCUACCCUCGUCCGCCGCCCAGGCGGCCAUAGUCUCCACUGUUAACCAGCAUCAACCACAAGCGCAAAUCAUUCCACCCGUCAUGCAAGGUAACGCGCCGGCAGUUGCCAAUCCCGGUGCUAGGCGUAGCUCCACGGCCGUUGCUGCGGCCACAACUGCAGCCCCGGUUAAUGCUUCCGCACGCCGCAACGCGGGGCAUGUGGAGCAGCACGCCAAUAUCACACCAACCAAGUUUCACGCCAUGCGCUCUAUGAACCCCGCCAACAUCUUGACUUCGAAUGCUGGCGGACCCAAGCGACACGUGGGCUUUGAUCCCGCCCAUCCGUCCAUCAGCCCGGCACCCGCUUACAUCCCCGGGCGUUCCUUGAAGGGUCAGUCUGAUUCUUCCCACUCUCACGUUGUCACACACUCGCUGUGCCAUGCGUUCUUAUUCUCUGUUAGCCAACAAUCCCAGUGGUUUUCCACAUUCCCCUAUUUUGCAUCGCCGCGCAUUGCCUCUGGGGGCAGCCAUGAGUACCAUCACUAUCCUCCUACACCCUUCCCUGCUCCCCAUCCGCUCAAUCUGACUGGUGGCACGGACUUGGAGGCCCAGACUACAACACAGCAAGGUCGCUUUACAUUGCGCGUGGCUAGUGAAAAAGACCGCAGUGAUCAACGCGAACGCAACUAUUUCCGAGGCGAGUUCCUCGUUUACGACGAAUAUUGCCAACCCGGCGAGGAGACGAAUCACACACGCGAGGCCCGUCGCAUCAACUCUGUCAACGCCGAGCGCGAACUAGGCCUCCCCAUGCAGCACUUUUUGGAAGAGUUUCGGUCCGUUGGUGCCUUCUUGCAGCAGCAGAAUCUCGCACUCAAGGCCGUGCUCGAGGAACAAGCCAUGCAGUGGUCCCAGAUCUUUGAGACCACCAAGCAGAUCAAGCACGCUCUAGGGUUGGAUCAGCCUCCAGGCAGCCAGCGCCAUGGUGCAACGCCCGCCUCGCUAGCGCAGCAACUACUCGUCUCCAUUCAGCGCACAGAGCUCGAAAAUUCCAACAUGCACAAUCGCUCGUAUCAACUCGAGGAGUGUUGUGCCCGCCUGACCGAACAACUCAAAGAGCUUGGACACCAGCCAGCGGCGGCUGCCCCGCCCCCACUGAUCCCAUUUUCACAGGAAAAGGAGGAAGAACCUGAGCCUCAGACGCCUGCGCCUGCCGACCCGGACCCCGAUGCAUCAGAGGCAGAUGACGAAUUGGAGCCGCUCGAGCAUGUGCAGCAGUCGGGUCACCUCAACUUUCCCCAGGCAGGAGGUUAUAUGGAGGACAUGGAUGCGCAACAGUACUAUGCCCAGCAGUUGCGCAUGACACCGCCUCCAGCCCUCGACCCGCGCUUGCUCGCGCAUCGUGGUUCCGCCUCCUUUGGCCCGCUCUACGACCCGAACAUGUCACUGGCUGCAGCCUACCACCCGACCAGCCUGAUGUACAAUUCUGGUCUGCUCAGUGGAGCAUACGAUCCCCUGCAGACGCUCAAGACGCAAGCCUUGCUGCAGCAGCAACGACAGCAGCAGCAGCAGCAGCAACAACAACGCCUGCAACUGCUCCUGCUUCAACAACAGCAACAACAACAGCAACAACAGCAACAGGCUGCCGCACGAAUGCAGCUGGAGCAGCGCCGCCUGCAACGGCUGUCACGACGUGAGGGGAGCCAGUCUGGCCUUCAGCUUGGGGGCAAUCCCAGUGUUGCAUUGCCAACACUUGAUGCCAAUGCGCAGGCCCAGAACGCAGGCCCCACUCCCUUACCCCGCGGGUCAACAGGUAACCUGCAACCAGGUCUUGGCUCUGCAGUCGUGCCUGCAAACAACAUGGGAGCCAUGCACUCCGGUGGUCCAUCGACAGUACCGCCUGGAGCACCUGGCCCAACUGGCCCGACUGCAACGCCGGGGACGGCCCCAGGCUCGGUGACUUCGCUACAUCAGUCGCAGCUGCUAACGCAAGCCCAGCUUGCGCAACAUCAAGCACAGCUGCAGCAACAACACAUGCAAGCCCAGGUGCAGGCACAGAUGCAACAACAAGCGCAGCAACAACAACACGCUCAGCAGCAAGCGCAACAGCAAGCGCAACAGCAAGCUCAACAGCAAGCGCAGCCACAGCAGCCGCAGCAACAGCAGCAGCAGCAACAUCAACAGCAUCAGCCACAACAUCAGCAGCAGCAACAACAACAGCAACAGCAACACCACCACCAACAACAACAGCAACAACAGCAACAACAACAGCAACAGCAACAUCAACAGCAGCAGCCCCAGCAGCAGCAACAACAGCAACACCACCACCAAGCGCCCCAGCCCCAGCAGCUUCAGCGUUCUUCCCAAGUGCAAUCUGUCGGGAUGCAGGGCCAGACUGGUCAGGGACAACAAGUUCCACAGCAAGCUCAGAGCUCCACUGCCCAACAGGCGUCUGUGCAGCAGCAGGCGUACCAGCAACAACUACAGGCUCAGGUUCAGGCUCAGGCUCAGGCACAAGCACAAGCACAAGCACAGGCCCAAGAGCAAGCGCGCUUUCAGCUGCAGGCCCAAGCUCAAUUACAGCAGCAGCAGGCAGCCGCCGCUGCAGCCGCCGCUGCAGGCCUACCGCAGCAGUUCGAUGCCAGUCUGGGUUAUGCAACAGCGAUGGUGGGUGUGCCAGGCAUUGCGUCGGGCAUUGCUCCCGACCACGGCCGCGCACGCACCCCGAGUGCGAUUGGCCUUGAUCUUGUCGACGACAUGUCCACAUCCUCGGUCUUAGAUGAUGCCUUGCUGAACUCAACCAACCUAUCACAAUUGCCGAGUGCCUUUGCCACGCCAUCUCUCAUGACGCCGGCCAUUGACCCUUUGUCCUACGUCCAGCCCAACCAGCUCUCGCUCAACGCACUUUCGCUCAAUGCCGCGGGUCUCUCAGGCCUGCCUCAGGUUGGCCUUCCAACCAACAACACGUUUGUCCCCUCGGCAUAUUCCAUGAAUGUCAUGUCGAUUCCCGAGGCGCGCGAAAGCGAGAUAUAA
Molecule: messenger RNA, 4179 nt
Organism: Monosiga brevicollis MX1
Lineage: Eukaryota; Choanoflagellata; Craspedida; Salpingoecidae
Exons: 3
Coding region: 1-4179 (1392 amino acids)
Source: RefSeq, a predicted model, not a curated record